Colletotrichum spaethianum is the source of this 453-nucleotide messenger RNA. Its product is annotated as ubiquitin-conjugating enzyme E2 4. Bases 1 to 453 code for a protein of 150 amino acids. The record is from RefSeq and is a predicted model, not a curated record. The transcript has 4 exons. Lineage: Eukaryota; Fungi; Ascomycota; Sordariomycetes; Glomerellales; Glomerellaceae.
AUGGCCUUGCCUAAGCGUAUUGUCAAAGAGACCGAGCGUCUCAUGGCCGAGCCUGUUCCCGGUAUCAGCGCCGUCCCCCACGAGGACAACCUCCGCUAUUUCGAUGUCGAGAUUCACGGCCCUACACAGUCGCCGUACGAAGGCGGUGUCUUCAAGCUCGAGCUGUUCCUCCCCGACGACUACCCUAUGACUCCCCCCAAGAUCCGCUUCCUGACCAAGAUCUUCCAUCCCAACGUCGAUAAGCUGGGCCGUAUCUGCCUCGAUGUUCUCAAGAAUAACUGGUCCCCCGCGCUCCAGAUCCGAACCAUUCUCCUCUCCAUUCAAGCCCUCCUGGGCGCCCCCAACCCCGACGACCCGCUUGCCGCCGACGUAGCCAAGAGCUGGAAGGAGGACGAGCAAGCAGCCAUCGCGACGGCCAAGGAGUGGACCACCAAGUUCGCUGUACCCAAGUAA